Messenger RNA from Ochotona curzoniae (black-lipped pika), 4096 nucleotides. RefSeq names its product cell adhesion molecule L1 like (gene CHL1). Gene Ontology annotation, cellular component: axon; plasma membrane. Gene Ontology annotation, molecular function: protein binding. The transcript is spliced from 29 exons. The record is from RefSeq and is a predicted model, not a curated record. Gene Ontology annotation, biological process: axon guidance; cell-cell adhesion. NCBI's taxonomy places the organism in Eukaryota, Metazoa, Chordata, Mammalia, Lagomorpha, Ochotonidae. Bases 419 to 4096 code for a protein of 1225 amino acids.
GGUGAAACCCUGGCUGGCAGUCGUGCGCGGAAUAAGAACCGUGAGAAACCUCAGGGAGGGGCCCCAGGAAGAUUCCUCGUUUUCUUGGGGGCAGAGAUCCCACCUCGCUGGACCACGAGAUACCGAAAAAUAAGCAGCGAAGUUUCGGCUUCCACCUGAGACCAAGGAUUAGCCGCGUUCCGCGAGGUGUGGCAAACUGCAAACAACAAUCUCGUCUUAACCCAGAGAGCAAUCCUAACAGAACUGGGGGACUUAACUUGACUGAAGGUGAACCAGGGCUUCUGCCGUUCUUUGCUUCUGACGGUCACAUGUUGAGCCUACAACCUGUGGCCACACAGGCAUCAGGUUAACCACGUUCUCGUCUGAGUUGGAUCUGAGGUUUCCAGUCUUUGUGGAGUGUUUUCUUCCUGCGAGAGCCAUGGAAAGGCCACUCUGUGGGAGAGGACCAGCCAUGGCUCUCCUCUUCCUCCUGCUCAAGUUCUCAGCAGCAACUGACAUUCCACUGUCAGUUCAACAGGUCCCGACAAUCACCAAACAGUCAGAAGUGCAAGUGGCCUUUCCCUUUGAUGAAUAUUUCCAAAUUGAAUGUGAAGCGAAAGGGAACCCUAAACCAACAUUUCAUUGGACUAAGGAUGACAAGCCCUUUAAUCUCUCCGAUCCUCGCAUAAUCCCAUCCAACAACUCAGGGACGUUCAGGAUCCCCAACGAGGGCUCAGUAUCCCACUUCCAAGGGAAAUAUCGCUGCUUUGCUUCUAACACGCUGGGAGUCGCUAUGUCAGAGGAAAUAGAGUUUAUUGUUCCAAGUGUUCCCAAAUUCCCGAAAGAAAAAAUUGAACCUCUGGAAGUGGAGGAGGGGGACCCGAUAGUCCUGCCAUGCAACCCCCCCAAAGGCCUUCCACCUUUGCACAUUUACUGGAUGAAUAUUGAACUGGAACACAUUGAACAGGAUGAGAGAGUGUACAUGAGCCAGAAGGGAGACCUAUACUUCGCCAACGUGGAGGAGAAAGACAGCCGGAACGACUACUGCUGCUUUGCUGCAUUUCCCAGGCUGAGAACCAUCGUGCAGAAAAUGCCAAUGAAACUGACAGUCAACAGCUUAAAGCAUGCUAAUGACUCAAGUUUAUCCACAGAAAUUGGCUUGCAGGCAAACUCAAUCAAGCAGAGAAAGCCCCGGCUGCUGCUUCCCCCUGCAGAAGGGGGCAGCAAGUCUCUCAUCAUUGUCCUCAAGGGGGACACCCUACUGCUGGAGUGCUUCGCUGAAGGCCUUCCAACUCCACAGAUUGAAUGGAACAAAAUGGGUGGUGAUUUACCCAAGGGGAGAGAAACUAAAGAAAACUACGGCAAGACCUUGAAGAUAGAUAAUGUCUCCUUUCGGGACAAAGGAAAUUACCGCUGCACAGCCAGCAACUCCUUAGGGGAAGCCACUCAUGACUUUCAUGUGGUGGUGGAAGAGCCUCCACGAUGGACCAAGAAGCCACAGAGUGCGGUUUAUAGCAGUGGCAGCAGCGGCAUCCUGCUAUGCGAAGCAGAGGGCGAGCCCCAGCCCAAGGUCGUGUGGAGAGUCAAUGGUGGCCCCGUGGAUGGCCAUCCUUUUGCUGGCGAUGUUAUCUUACCCAGGGAAAUCAGCUUCACCAAUUUGCAUCCAAAUCACACUGCUGUGUACCAGUGUGAGGCCUCCAAUGUACACGGGACCAUCUUAGCCAAUGCCAACAUCGAUGUUGUUGAUGUCCGUCCAUUGAUAAAGACUGAAGACGAAGAACAUUACGCUGCAGUGGUUGGGUACAGUGCCUUCCUGCACUGUGAGUUCUUCGCUUCGCCCGAGGCUGUGGUGUCCUGGCAGAAGGUGGAAGAAGCCAGCCCCCUAGAGGGUGGGCGGUAUUAUGUACACACAAAUGGCACGUUGGAGAUCCAUGAUGCCGUCGAAGACGACGCCGGGGCCUAUUCCUGUUGGGUGGAAAAUGCUGUAGGAAAGACUGCAGUCACAGCCACUUUGGAUAUCAGAAGUGCCACGAAGCUGAGCGUCUCCCCAAAGAAUCCCCGAGUCCCCAGAUCACACGUCCUGGAGCUUCACUGCGAGAGCAGCUGUGACUCCCGACUGAAGCCCAGCUUGAAGCUCUCCUGGGGCAAAGAUGGCGAGGCCUUUGAGGUGAAUGGUACAGAGGAUGGAAGGAUCAUUAUUGAUGGAGCUAACUUGACCAUAUCCAAUGUCACAUCAGAAGACCAAGGGAUUUACUCCUGCUUCGCUCACACUGCUCUAGACAGCACUGUGGAUGAGACGCAAGUCACCGUUCUGGAUGUCCCAGAUCCGCCAGAAAACCUUCACUUGUCUGACAGGCAGAACAGGAGUGUCCAGCUGACAUGGGAUGCCGGAGACAAUCACAAUAGCAAUAUCAGUGAGUUCAUUAUAGAGUUUGAAGGAAACAAAGAAGAACCAGGCCGAUGGGAGGAGCUGGCCAGAGUCCCAGGAAGGGACACAAUGGUGAUGUUGGCUCUGGCUCCGUAUGUGAGAUACCAGUUCAGGGUCACAGCUGUGAACGAGGUGGGGCGAAGCCAGCCGAGCCAGCCUUCAGACCAUCAUGAGACCCCACCUGCAGCUCCAGACAAGAAUCCUCAAAAUGUGAGAGUCCACGCUUCUCAACCCAAAGAAAUGAUCAUAAAAUGGGAGCCUUUGAAAUCCAUGGAGCAGAACGGACCAGGGCUGGAAUACAGAGUGAGCUGGAAGCCGCAGGGCGCCUCUGCCGAGUGGGAGGAAGAGACCGUCACAAACCACACACUGCGGGUGAUGACUUCCAUGGUCUAUGCACCUUACGAUGUGCGUGUCCAAGCCGUCAAUCAGCUUGGCUCUGGCCCGGAGCCUCCGUCAGUGACCCUGUACUCAGGGGAGGACUAUCCUGACACUGCCCCCGUGAUCCAUGGGGUGGAUGUUGUCAACAGCACAUUGGUGAAAGUGACCUGGUCCAGCAUCCCCAAGGACAGAGUGCAUGGACAUCUGAAGGGAUAUCAGAUUAAUUGGUGGAAAGCAAGGAGUCUGUUGGAUGGGACAGUGUUUCCUAAAGAAGUGAAGAUGCUACGAUUUUCAGGACAAAGGAACCAUGGGAUGCUGCCUUCCCUGGAUGCCUUUAGUGAAUUUCACCUGACGGUCUUAGCCUACAAUUCCAAAGGUGCUGGCCCAGAAAGUGAACCUUAUAUCUUCCAGACACCAGAAGGAGUACCUGAGCAGCCAACUUUUCUCAAAGUCAUCAAAGUUGAUAAAGAUACUGCCACUUUAUCCUGGGGGCUGCCUAAGAAAAUAAAUGGAAACUUAACUGGCUAUCUAUUACAAUACCAAAUCAUAAAUGACACCUAUGAAAUUGGAGAAUUGAAUGAUAUCAACAUCACGACUCCAUCAAAGCCGAGUUGGCGUCUUUCGAACCUCAGUGCAACUACCAAAUACAAAUUCUACUUGAGGGCUUGUACAUCCAAGGGCUGUGGAAAGCCUGCCACUGAGGAAAGCUCCACUCUGGGAGAAGGGAGUAAAGAUGUCAGGAAGAUAUCUGAAGGAGUAAAUCUCACUCUAAAGAUCCCUCCAGUAGAGGCGUUUGAGCCCGGAGCUGAACAUGUUGUUCGCCUAAUGACUAAGAACUGGGGUGAUAACGAUAGCAUUUUUCAAGAUGUAAUUGAGACAAGAGGGAGAGAAUACGUUGGACUGUACGACGACAUCUCCACCCAGGGCUGGUUUAUCGGACUGAUGUGCGCAGUCGCACUUCUCACAUUGGUCCUGCUAACUGUUUGCUUUGUGAAGAGAAACAGAGGUGGAAAAUAUUCAGUGAAAGAGAAGGAAGAUUUGCAUCCAGACCCUGAAGUUCAGUCGGCGAAAGAUGAGACCUUUGGAGAAUACAGCGACAGCGACGAGAAGCCCCUCAAAGGCAGCCUGCGGUCCCUUGGCAGGAACCUGCAGGCCGCGGAGAGCGCCGACAGCCUGGUGCAGUACGGGGACGGCGACCACGGCCUGUUCAGCGAGGAUGGCUCCUUCAUCGGCGCCUACGCUGCGACCAGGGAGAAGGGCUCUGCUGAGAGCACCGCCAGCUCCGCGGCCACCUUUCCCCUGCGGGCCUGA